AAAAACGUAAAAUUUUUUAAUUUUGUGAAAAAAUUCACUCUGCUGAUCUGGUUUUUGAAAUCUUUUCCUAAAACUCACUUAUCCUGGCCGUCACUAACAGCAAUUGGUGGUCCCUCCAUCAACAAAUUACGGCAACAAAGGUGUACUCAGGAAAAGCACUGUUUCGUCUGUUUAUCGUCCUUCUUAUUCCUGUUCUCAUCAAUCCGCCUGUCCUUGAGGACGACGACGUGAAAAUUAUGGCCGCAUCCUCCUCCCAUUUUGUCACCUCUACAAUCUCGUCUGUCCGCAUGCCCCGCCUUAUAUACGGGACAGCAUGGAAAAAAGGUGCCACUGCAGAACUCGUCAUCACGGCAAUACGAGCCGGAUUUAGAGGCGUCGACACCGCUUGCCAGCCCAAACACUACACAGAGGCUGGCGUGGGAACUGCGCUACGUACCAUCCUUGCAGAGGGGACAAUUUCCAGGGAGGACUUGUUCAUCCAAACCAAGUUUACAUCUCUCGAUGGCCAGGACCCCGCCUCUACUCCUUAUGAUCCUACUGCUCCACUGGCGACCCAAGUCGUUCAAUCUUUAGAACGCUCACUUUCCAACCUGGGAACACCCUACGUCGACUCUCUCGUCCUUCAUUCCCCAAUGCGAACAGUCAAAGACACGCUGACGGUCUGGAAAAUAUUUGAGGGCUUUGUCGCGUCCGGAAAAGUAAAGCAGCUGGGAAUUAGUAAUUGCUACUCGAUAGAAACUUUUAAAACGCUCUUCGAUUCGGUGUCCAUUAAACCCGCCGUCCUCCAAAAUAGGCUCUACCCUGAGUCAGGUUACGAUCGCGAACUUCGAAAAUUUUGUGCGGAAAAGGGGAUUUUCUAUCAAAGCUUUUGGACACUUACGGCAAAUCCGACUAUUCUUCGGGAUCGGGCAGUUGUGGCUAUUGGGAGAAAGUACGGCAAGACAGUAGAGCAAAUGUUUUUUGCAUAUCUGGUCCAGACAGGCGUGGUCACACCCCUCACUGGCACAAAGAAUGCCACUCACAUGGCCCAAGAUUUGGAGGUUUUGGAUAUGUCACGACUGGACAAGGAGGAUGCAGAUGUGUUUGAAAAUUUCAUUAAUGGGGCGUCGUCGUCCUCGUAGCGCAAGCAUUAAUAUAAAAUAAGCGUUGCUUGUUGCUUUGUGUGAUAUAUAUUAUACCAUAUGCAAUAAAUUUAUGUAUUUUAA
Folsomia candida is the source of this 1205-nucleotide messenger RNA. RefSeq lists its product as uncharacterized. Gene Ontology annotation, molecular function: aldose reductase (NADPH) activity. The record is from RefSeq and is a predicted model, not a curated record. NCBI's taxonomy places the organism in Eukaryota, Metazoa, Arthropoda, Collembola, Entomobryomorpha, Isotomidae. Gene Ontology annotation, cellular component: cytosol. The transcript has 2 exons. Bases 237 to 1121 code for a protein of 294 amino acids.